Molecule: messenger RNA, 1568 nt
Organism: Xenopus tropicalis (tropical clawed frog)
Lineage: Eukaryota; Metazoa; Chordata; Amphibia; Anura; Pipidae
Source: RefSeq, a predicted model, not a curated record
UCAUGCUGCAUAGACACAUAAAUAUAAAGACAUCUACCAAAUGAUGAUCAACUCAUACAAUCAAAGUCCUCCGGCACACAUGUCCCAACAAGCAUCCUCUUCAACCAUGAAGACAACCAUGUGGAUUUUCACUCUCUUUAUUCUUGCACAGAUUAUUGGGACCUCUAUCUUUGGCGUGUACUUUUACAAGAAGCUGGAUAAGAUGGAAGAGGAAAUGAGUUUCAGUGCCGACUACCUUUUUCUGAGAAGAAUACAGAAAUGCAUGAAGGGGGACAAUGUUGAUCCAACAUUGUUGAACUGCAAGGAGGUGCUGGCUAAAUUCCGCCAACUCAUAUCUGAGAUCAUCAAAACAGACACGCCAGGAGAAAAACUCGAAUAUCUUAAAGAUCCAAAUGUUUCCACAGACAAGCCUAAAGAUAACGACAACCUACCAAAACAAGAAUCAGAACAGCCGGUGAUUGCGGCACAUCUUGUGGGAGAAAAAAGCAACAACAAAGAAGUUUUGCAGUGGAUGGAAAAGGGUUAUUCAUCGAUGUGCAAGCAGAUCACUUAUACUAAUGGUAAACUGAAAGUGGAAAAAGCUGGCAUUUACUAUGUCUACUCUCAAGUCAGUUUUUGCAUGAAUUCACCACAGCAAUCCCGUGCACCCUUCGUGCAAUACAUCUAUUUGAGCAGACCACAGGAAACAGACAAGUUGUUGCUGAAAGGAGCAAACACGUUUAUCACGCCAACACCAAACUGUGCUUUGCACUCAUUACAACAAGGAGCUGUAUUUGCCCUGAAGGAAAAUGAUCUACUAUUUGUUAAUGUGACGGAUUCAUCUCUUGUCAAUUACAGUCCUGGACUUACAUACUUUGGCAUGUUUAAACUCUGAGCAACUUAUUCAGCUUUAAGACUGGCUACAGAUGAACGCUAAAUACAGGGAGUGUAAUGUCAAAGUUUGCAACAACACACCUUCCCAGCACUUCAGUUUAUUACUAGGAUUUCUGCAGAACUUGGAUUUCCUUCCUCUUUGCUUGGGCAAAGAAUGACUCUAUACUGGUAAUCCUUCUCUUUUCAAUAGAAAAUGCCAUAAUACCUGCUGAGCAAUCAGCCUAGUUACAAAUGGAUGACAAAGCCUUACAUGUGAUUUAAAAUGUACUUGUCUUUUGUUCUAGAUAAUAAGGGAGCUAACAGGAAUGUACUAAUGCAAUGUCCAAUCAGAGUACCUAUGAAAAAAACAAUAGUUUCUAUUCCUACACGGGGUAGGAAGAUUCUGGGGUGGUAUAUUAAAUGAUUUGUGACGUAUACCUUGAUAACACUGUCAAGAUGAGAAGGAGGUCACUGCAUUCUAGUAUACUCAAUUUACAAGUAAAAUAGCAUGAGUGAGACUUGUGUGGGGAAAGAUUCAAUUACUGAUGAAAGCCCCAGUCCACUUACACAAUUCAUUUCUGUUUAGUUCCUCUAUCUUUUCACUUCUGUUACUUUUAUUAGCUGUUUUCUUGAACAAUAUUGCCUAAACCUCACCUCCAAGCAUACCCAGACUGGCAAUCUGUGAAUCCUGGCAAAUGCCAGAGGGGCUUCUCUAA